AUGUCGCUAGACGAUGUUGUACACCCCCAGUUCACUUUCCUGUUGAUUCCCCAGGAUAUCGACAGUCCAGUGCAAGAGCUGCAAUUCAAGGGCAGAGAGGAAGACUUCAGAGAGCAGCUUAAAACCCAUCUAAAUCGGGAGAAAAUCAACUGCCUGAAUCAGCAACGCUUCAAAGAGUUCAAGCAAGGGCUCAAAGAGAAAUCUGAGGGGAAGAUUGGCGAUGAAGGACUCGAGAGAAUGGUGCAAGGCACUUCACAGAAUUACCAGAUAAUUCCGCUGACGCUGCCGACCAAAGCAAAUGGUUUUAAGGGUAUCAACGCGUAUAUCGACAGCGUAGGGCGCAUUAAGGGCCUCCCAACAAAUGCAAGAGCAACGCGCAUCUGCUCCACAGAUAUUCGGGGCGAUUGUUUUCUGUCCUGUGUCUUUGACGAUGAGGAAAAUUUCCAGCGCGUGAACUGCGGAGAGAGCACCUUUCAAGAACUGAUGCAAAAUCCUCCAGAUGCCAAGGGCAGAUGGAGCGAAACUCAGGCGGCCAUGCAACUCUUGCAGCAGACAGGGCAGGCAAAACUGGAAGCUCCUUCAAAGCCCAAGUGCGAGAACUGUGGCAAGGAGGAGGGGCCUUUAAAGCGGUGCGGACGUUGUGGAAAGAGCUGCUAUUGCAGCACCGAAUGCCAGAGGGAGGACUGGCCUCUGCACAAGCGAACUUGCUGCCCCAAACCUAAGUAG
Messenger RNA from Cyclospora cayetanensis, 726 nucleotides. RefSeq lists its product as uncharacterized. Bases 1 to 726 code for a protein of 241 amino acids. NCBI's taxonomy places the organism in Eukaryota, Apicomplexa, Conoidasida, Eucoccidiorida, Eimeriidae. The record is from RefSeq and is a predicted model, not a curated record. The transcript is spliced from 6 exons.